UUUAAGAAGUUCAUCACCAUCAUGCAGGCGGCCAUCGGGGUCGUUCCCCUCAACAAACGGGAGCUGAUGCCGCCCGGCAGGAAGCUGUGGAGACCCCCGGGGGACCAGAGUUGCUCUGACCAGACCAGUACUGACCUGCUCAAGUCCAGCCGUAAGUUCUGCUGGUCCAGAGAAGCCCAGUACUUGUAUCUUCGCCGCCUGUCGUCGAGGAGCUUCUCCGCCAUCACCAUGAACCCGGUCAUGGAGCAGACGGUGUGGGAGCAGUACACCGUGACCCUGCAGAGGGAUCCCAAAAUGGGUUUUGGGAUCGCGGUUUCAGGAGGACGGGACAACCCGAACGAGGAAACGGGCGAGACGUCCAUCGUGGUGUCGGACGUCCUGCAGGGCGGCCCGGCAGAUGGGAUGCUGUUUGAGAAGGACCGCGUGGUUCUGGUGAACAACACGCCCAUGGAGGGAGCGCUGCACUCCUUCGCCGUUCAGACCCUCAGAAAAUGUGGCAAAAUGGCCAAAAUCACGGUCAAGCGCCCCAAGAAGGUCCCGGUCAGUGUGAUGCCCGGCGCCGUCUCGCCCGAAGUCUUCAGCAAUGACAACUACAGCGACUACAACUACGACGCCGACCGCCACAGCAUGAUCAGCGGCCGCGACAACAGCCUGGAGCGCCGCGGCUACGGCGACUCUGGCUACCAGACCCGCGGUAGGAGCGCCGAGCGCGACCUGAGCCCCGACCGCGGCUACCGGCGCGACGGCAGCAGGGGCCGCACGCUGGACCGGGAGUACAGCCCCGAUCGGCCGGACCGCCGCUACCGCAGCGAUCGCGCCCUUGACCGGGAGUACAGCCCGGACCGCCCAGACCGCCGCUACCGCAGCGAUCGCGCCCUCGACCGGGACUACAGCCCCGAUCGGCGCUACCGCAGCGAUCGCGUCCCGAGCCCGGAGCCGCGCUACGGCCGGGACAGCUACAGCCCCGCCAGAGGCCACAGGCGCGACCCGAGCUACGAACGCGACCGAGACCAGAGGUACAACGAGCCGGUCCGGCGGACGGCGAGCAGAGACCGCCUGGACCGGUCGCCGUCGCCCCCUGCUGUUCCCAUCCCGCUGCCCCGACCGGGCCGCGACCAGGAGCCGCUGGAGAAACCCGUCAACGUGCUGCUGCUCAAGAACCAUCCCAACGAAGAGUACGGCCUGCGCCUGGGCAGCCAGCUCUUCAUCAAGGAGAUGACGAGCAGCGGCCUGGCCGGCAGAGACGGGAACCUGCAGGAGGGAGACAUCAUCCUGAAGAUCAACGGCACGGUGACGGAGAACCUCUCCCUCAGCGACGCCGGGAAGCUGAUAGAGAAGUCUCGCGGCCGGCUGCAGCUGGUGGUUCAGCGCGACCGCCGCCAGAUCCUGAUCCGCAUCCCGCCGAUGGUGGACAGCGACUCGGAGCUCGAUGAUAUCUCAGAGAUCGAGUCGUACCGCUCUUACUCUCCACAGGAGCGAGGUCAUCCCUCCGACCUUUCCUCACACUCGUCCAAUGAGAGGCUUCGAGACAAACCCAGAGACGAUCCUUCUAGCAGGAUGACAAAAAUGGGUGCGAUGCCGACGCCUCUCAAAAGUCUGGAGAGGCGUGAAGAUUCCUCCCCUUUGCCGCCAGAGAGGGACGAAACUCGAUCUGCGUCGCCGCCUGCAGCAGCAGCAGUCGCCCCAAGAGUUCGGGUUCCUCCAAAAGUCCCACUGAAGCCGAGCUUGGAGGACCAGGAAGUCUACGGCCCGAACACCAUCAUGGUGCGCUUCAAGAAGGGCGACAGCGUCGGGCUGCGGCUAGCCGGAGGGAACGACGUCGGCAUCUUCAUCGCCGGCGUUCAGGAGGACAGUCCGGCUGAGCAGGAGGGUCUUCGGACCGGAGAUCAGAUCGUUAAGGUGAACAACGUUGACUUCAGAGGGAUGGUGCGCGAAGACGCCGUGCUCUACCUGCUGGACGUUCCAAAAGGAGAAGACGUGACCAUCCUGGCUCAAAGCAAACCCGAAGUGUAUGAAGAUGUUCUGGCAUCCGGACGCGGCGACUCGUUCUACAUCAGAACCCACUUUGAGUACGAGAAGGAGGCGCCGCAGAGCCUCCCGUUCGGCAGGGGGGAGAUCUUCAAGGUCAUCGACACGCUGUACGACGGCAAGCUGGGCCACUGGCUGGCCAUCCGCAUGGACCAGGACAGCCAGGCGCCCGAAGUGAAAAAGGGAAUCAUCCCCAACAAGAGCAGAGCUGAUCAAAUGGCCAACGUGCAGAACGCUGCCAGAGCGGCGUCAGGCAACGACAGAGGAGACUUCUGGAGGCUCAGAGGUCAAAGGGCGGGGAAGAAGAAAGACCUGCGGAAGAGCCAGAGGACCUGAGCACCGCCAGUCGCCACCAAGUUCCCCGCCUACGAGAGAGUGGUGCUGCGAGAAGCUGGUUUCAGGAGGCCGGUGGUGAUAUUCGGCCCGAUUUCCGACGUCGUGAACGAGAAACUGGCCAACGACCUUCCCAACGAGUUUAUUAUUGCCAAAACCGAGCCCAAAGAUGCUGGAAGUGAGAAAUCGUCUGGAGUGGUGAGACUGAACACCAUCAGACAAAUCAUCGAGCAGGACCUGCACGCACUGCUGGACGUCACUCCCAAAGCCGUGGACACGCUGAACUACACCCAGUGGUAUCCCAUCGUGGUGUUCCUGAACCCGGACAGCAAGCAGGGCGUGAAAACCAUGAGGAGCCGCCUGAUCCCCGGAUCCAACCGCAGCGCGCGGAAACUCUACGAACAGGCGGUCCGGCUGAAGAAGACCUGCUCCCACCUCUUCACCGCCACCAUCGACCUGAACUCGUCGAAUGACGCCUGGUACGGCAGCGUGAAAGAGUCGAUCCGGGAGCAGCAGCAGAAAGCGGUGUGGGUGUCGGAGGGGAAGAUGGACGGGUCGGAGGAGGACCUGGACCUGCAGGACGACCGCAUGUCCUACCUGUCGGCCAUGAGCGCCGACUACCUGAGCAUGGACAGCCGCCUCACCAGCGACUACGACGACACGGCGGACGAGGGCGGGGCUUACACCGACAACGAGCUGGACGAGACGCUGGACGACCCGACGCCCGUCUCCGCCAUCAGCAGGUCGUCGGAGCCCGUCCUGCCGGAGGAGCCGCGCCGCGCCAAGAGGCACGGGAGCCGCGAGGUUCUGAACCGGGACCCCAGCCCGCCGCCUUCGUUUGUUCCAGAACCACCCAAGGUCCGCGCUCAGGCCCGGACCGACUCGGUGCGCAGCUACGAGUCCCAGUCCAGCAGCACCAUCAGCAGCAUCGACGCGGCGGCCGCCAGCAGGCCGCUCCCCCCCGCCGUGGCCUCGAAGCCCAACGUCGCCCGCCUCCACCAAACCUCAGAGGAGCAGGCGCCGGCGAACCAGCAGGAGGAGGAAGACCCCGCCAACAAGUCCUUCCUGGGAAAGAUCAAAGCUUUUGAGAAGAUGGACCAUCUGGCCCGAGCGCAGCGUCUUCUGGAGCUGCAGGAGGCGGAAAAAGCUCGAUUGGAAAUCGCCCAGAAGCAUCCAGACAUCUACGCCGUCCCAGUGAAGCUGCCAAAGACCAACCAGAACCGGCCCCAGCCAAUCGGCUCGAACGCCGAGCCGCAGACGAUGUCCCGGCCCACGUACUCGGAGACGAGAGGAAACGAGGACACCGAGGCGGAGUACCGCCGCCAGCUGGCGGAGCAGACCCGGAGGGGAUACUACAACCCUCAGAAGUACAAGGACACCGAGCUGUGAGGCUCCGAACAGGAAGUGAGGUCGUUCACCAGCUUCUGUCGCUCUCUGAACUUCUUCUUUCUCACAUCUUGGCUCUGAGUCCAGACUCUCUUCAAGCUGGCGGCGGCGCCGUUAACCGCCACAGAGGAAGAAAUGUUGGUCCUGAUUUCCAGAGACGAAAUGUUUGGUUUGGGUUUAACAGCCUCCGGUGUUUCACUGGCGAGUCCAGAGUUUCUGAAUCCGAUCCAUCACAAAUAUCAAGCAGAAGUCCUAACUUUAAUUCUUUUUUUUUCCUCCAAGCAGCAGAUUUUCUGCUGGUUUGGUUAAUAUUCAUCCAGAGUUUCUGAAGGUCUUUAAAAGCUGCAGGAACCAGAAAAGUUCCUGGAAUGUUUUCCUUCCAGUCAAUUUUCACCAGAGCUGCUACCUGGUCCUGCAAGGUGAGAGAUUUAAAAACCAUGUUCCACCAAUAAGAAAGUUUUAUUUCUAUCUAAAUAUCCAAACAGAAAAAAACAAAACAACCAAUUG
Molecule: messenger RNA, 4254 nt
Organism: Poeciliopsis prolifica (blackstripe livebearer)
Lineage: Eukaryota; Metazoa; Chordata; Actinopteri; Cyprinodontiformes; Poeciliidae
Product: tight junction protein ZO-2-like
Biological process (GO): cell-cell adhesion; positive regulation of blood-brain barrier permeability; establishment of endothelial intestinal barrier
Cellular component (GO): plasma membrane; bicellular tight junction
Molecular function (GO): cell adhesion molecule binding
Source: RefSeq, a predicted model, not a curated record